GCCCACAAUUCUCUACGACGGAUUCCAUGUUGGAGCUCGCAUACACCUAGGCUGUUGUUGCCAACCGUACGACCGUACAGUUCAUUGAAUGAUGGCCAUCACCGAAAAUCGCUUCCGACGCAUCGCAAUCGCGAUGCAAACUCCGAUCUCCCUUUGACUAUCCGCAAAGAUACAGGUGUUGUGGAGCAUGUCUUGUAGGCACCAUGAAAGCGGAAAGCCUGAGAAGCAAGGAUGACACUGAUUGGCGAUCUUAGGACAACUCUUGACCAAAUUGCCAACUGGGCACGCCAAGGCUCUCUCUGGCCUCUCAGUUUUGGUUUGGCCUGCUGUGCCAUUGAAAUGAUGCACCUCUCUAUGCCUCGCUAUGACCAGGACCGUCUUGGCAUCAUCUUCCGCGCCUCACCGCGUCAGGCCGAUGUUAUGAUUGUUGCUGGCACAGUCACGAACAAAAUAGGUCCAGCGGUACGGUUGUGUUACGACCAAAUGCCUGAUCCGAAGUGGGUUAUUAGCAUGGGAAGCUGUGCGAAUGGUGGAGGUUAUUACCACUACAGUUACAGCGUGGUGAGAGGUGUGGACAGAAUCAUCCCCGUCGACAUAUAUGUACCGGGCUGCCCGCCUACAGCUGAGGCAUUGAUGUAUGGCAUCUUUCAGCUACAAAAGAAGAUGAGACGGACUAAGGUGACGAGAAUGUGGUACCGCAAGUAA
Molecule: messenger RNA, 705 nt
Organism: Aplosporella prunicola CBS 121167
Lineage: Eukaryota; Fungi; Ascomycota; Dothideomycetes; Botryosphaeriales; Aplosporellaceae
Exons: 1
Coding region: 232-705 (157 amino acids)
Biological process (GO): aerobic respiration; mitochondrial respiratory chain complex I assembly; electron transport coupled proton transport
Molecular function (GO): NADH dehydrogenase (ubiquinone) activity; 4 iron, 4 sulfur cluster binding; quinone binding
Source: RefSeq, a predicted model, not a curated record